Molecule: messenger RNA, 489 nt
Organism: Penicillium vulpinum
Lineage: Eukaryota; Fungi; Ascomycota; Eurotiomycetes; Eurotiales; Aspergillaceae
Product: putative C6 finger domain protein
Exons: 3
Coding region: 1-489 (162 amino acids)
Biological process (GO): regulation of DNA-templated transcription
Molecular function (GO): DNA-binding transcription factor activity, RNA polymerase II-specific; zinc ion binding
Source: RefSeq, a predicted model, not a curated record
AUGGAACCCCCAGACUUUACAAUCCCCGACGACGGGCCCGUCAACGAAGCUCUUAGCCAGAUUGUCCCGAAAGCCAAGAAGACUCGCCGGAGCCGCUACGACCCAGAGCCCGACUGGUCAGUCAUAGUGCGUGACCAGGUCACGAAGUCUCAAAAUCGCGUCGGCCAGGCCUGUGAUCGUUGCAAGGUCAAGAAGAUGAAGUGUACGCCCGAUCAUGGAGGCUGCGGCUGCUGUCUUGUCCUCAACAUCCCAUGCAAAGUCACAGACCGUGUCACCGGUGAGACCUGGGUACGUGGUGAGGCUGGACGAAUGUGGAUUCUUAUUGAGAACCUCAAAAGGCAGAAUGAGGACCUGAAGGAGCAGGUCACGCAGCUUCAACAGAAGAAUGCACAGCUACAGCAGUGUCUGGAUGGUUCCUACACAACCAAUCUCAUGGGUCACUACGAGCCGGACCUUAACCCUGGACAUCAUCACCACAGUCUACUGUGA